GAAACUAGAGGCGGAGCAAACUGUAGCUUUCUUCAAAUCACAUCAAACGCUAUUCUAAAUGGCAGAAGAAAUCAGAGGCCAAGCCACAAAGUAUGCAGUAGUUACGGGGGCAAACAAAGGGAUCGGAUUUGAAAUAUGCAGGCAGCUCGCUUCUCAGGGAGUAGUUGUGGUUUUGACUGCUAGAAAUGAGACGAGAGGGGUUGAAGCUGUGGAGAAGCUCAAAGGGUUAAUCGGUUUGGCUAAAGAAAAUGUGGUGUUUCAGCAGCUUGAUGUUAUGGAUCCUUCCACUAUUGCUUCUUUGGCUGAAUUCAUUAAGAUCCAAUUUGGCAGGAUUGAUAUCUUGGUGAACAAUGCAGGAAUUGGUGGAGUCACUGCUGAUGCUGAUGCCCUUAGACCUAAACAAGAGUCCACUGGGGAGAAAAUACAAGAGGUUAUUGAACAAUAUCUAAGGGACAAUAAAGAAAAUACCCUCCAAGCCAAGGGCUGGCCUUCUCUCAUGUCAGCCUACAUACUCUCUAAAGCAGCGAUGAAUACUUACUCGAGGGUCAUGGCAAAGAAGUAUCCGUCUAUACAGAUCAAUUGCAUCUGCCCUGGUUUUGUGAAAACAGAUAUGACUUACAACAGUGGGAUAUUGUCUAUUGAACAAGGCGCGGAGAGUCCUGUAAUGCUAGCUCUGCAGCCUGAUGCCGGCCCUUCUGGCUUCUUCUUUGUAAGGAAAAAAGUUUCAUCUUCAUUGUAA
Nicotiana tabacum (common tobacco) is the source of this 739-nucleotide messenger RNA. The record is from RefSeq and is a predicted model, not a curated record. NCBI's taxonomy places the organism in Eukaryota, Viridiplantae, Streptophyta, Magnoliopsida, Solanales, Solanaceae.